This is a messenger RNA of Epithele typhae, 807 nucleotides long. RefSeq lists its product as uncharacterized. The transcript is spliced from 5 exons. The coding region runs from base 1 to 807 and encodes 268 amino acids. Lineage: Eukaryota; Fungi; Basidiomycota; Agaricomycetes; Polyporales; Epitheliaceae. The record is from RefSeq and is a predicted model, not a curated record.
AUGACCGCCCUUCAGAUCGACGGCGGACGCGCACUUCUCGCACGAGCGCCCGUACGGCGAGAACGCAUUUGUCGACAUACUGCGUCGUCGGACUCGACGCUCGGAUAUUUGCACUUCUUCAACGUGGAGCGCGAGUUGAUGGACUGCCAGCUGGAUUUGCUCGAACUUGGUCCGCCUCCUGCGUUCAAGUUGCUCCGACUCCAGGGGACGUUCCUCUGGACAUCCGUGAAACCCGCACCGGACGUGGAUGAAUCAAGGUCUGAGAAGAGCGACCACAACUUUGGGCAGACUCGACUUACGCGUACAUCGCAGAUUUUAUCCGCGUUGUCAGCAUCUGUGGAAUUGUGGAUAUACUGGAACGCUCUUCACGGUUGCCACGCCGGACCAAUUUUAAAGCGUGGUCCGGCCGCAGGCCUCACAUUGGCUUGCAACCUGUCCCAGUACAAAUGCAGCUUCCCAGCACGCGAAACAUGCCCAGAGAAGACCACCGCGUGCGUACCGACAGAGCAGCCGACUCCGGUAAUGGAGAUGCUUCCGGCCGUAGGGACAUGUCUGGGGCAAGACAGGCGUAUGGUCCUUGCAUUCCGCACCCGCCGUGCAGACGGCGAAUAUCCGGCUGGGGCGACCCCAGCUAGACACCGGCAACUAACGCGUAUUGCACUACUCUUGAUCGUGGCGCGAUCGCGACGAGACAUGCUGGCGGCCGAAAGCUGGGAGCAACUUGAACACCGCCGCCAGUGUAUAGCAUGGCAUCAGUGGUAUAGCGACGUAGUACGACCGUUGCCACACGUAGGGAGGGUCAGAUAG